This is a messenger RNA of Mastomys coucha (southern multimammate mouse), 2217 nucleotides long. Its product is annotated as vomeronasal type-2 receptor 116-like. Bases 1 to 2079 code for a protein of 692 amino acids. NCBI's taxonomy places the organism in Eukaryota, Metazoa, Chordata, Mammalia, Rodentia, Muridae. The transcript has 8 exons. Gene Ontology annotation, molecular function: G protein-coupled receptor activity. The record is from RefSeq and is a predicted model, not a curated record. Gene Ontology annotation, biological process: G protein-coupled receptor signaling pathway. Gene Ontology annotation, cellular component: membrane.
AUGCCGAGACUGCAGAGUUUGCCUGAGCUCUCCUCACCGUACCAAACAGCAGCACACAGAACACGGAACCACUCACGCCUGCUCAGCUGCAGAGCUGGACUUGCAGUAUGGUACCCGGAAGAACCCUCCUCUUCUGACGAAGUCCGCCUGGAGACCCUGAUUGGCCACAGAAGGAAAGUUUUUGACAUCAGCUUGGUCAAGUCUUCCCAAGAGGACUUCAACUCAGGAUCCCUGUUGUCAACAGAACUGGAUGAAAUCAUGGCCCUUGAGACUAGAGAUACUUCUGUCAUGUUCCCUCUGAUUUUUAUGUUCCUGCUCCUGCAGUAUUCCAGUUAUGUCUACUCUUUUGACCGCUCUUACUGUGCUGCAAUGACAAAAACCAGUGUAUACAAGGAUGGAGAUGUGGUGGUUGCUGCAUUUUUACCUCUUUUUACUAUUGUCUUAGAUUCCACAAUUGAUGAUCCAAGCAAAGAGAAUUCCUAUAUUCAGUUAAAUUUAAAAACCUACCAGAUUGUUGUGGCAAUGGUUUAUGCCAUUGAGGAGAUUAACAGGAACCCCAAUAUUUUACCCAAUGUAUCUCUGGGAUAUGAUAUAUAUAAUGUCCUUUUCAAUGAAUGGUGGACAUUGGAUACAUGCCUCUCAUGGCUUUCUGGGCUGAAGGAGUAUGUGCCUAAUUAUACAUGUAGUAGAGAGUUGAAGUCUGUUGCAGUACUCACAGGCAUAUCAUGGAUAAUAUCUGCCCAUAUAGGGACACUACUGAAACUCUACAAAUAUCCACAGCUGUCCAUUGGGUCUUUUGAUCCUAACCUGAAUAAUCACGAGCAGUUUCCUGAUCUCUAUCAAAUGGCCUCCAAGGACAUGUCUCUGUCCCAUGGCAUUGUCUCCUUGUUAAAUUAUUUCCACUGGAAUUGGGUAGGAUUGAUCAUGUCAGAAGGACAAAAUGGUGUUCAGAUACUCUCAGAUUUGAGGGCAGAAAUGAACAGAAACAGAAUAUGUGUAGAAUUUGUAGAAAUGAUCCCAGUUAGUGAAGUAUCAUUUUUACCAAACAGCCAAUUGAAUCCUACACAGGUUCUGAAAUCAUCAGCAAAUGUGAUCAUCGCCUAUGGGGACAGUGAUUUUCUGAAAGGCUUCCUGUUUUAUUUAAGACAAACUUUAGUUACAAGGAAAGUCUGGAUCAUGAACUCAGAAUGGGAUGAUAUCAUUCAGUCAAACCAUUUCAUUUUAAAUUCAUUACAUGGGAGUCUCAUCUUCACACAUCACCACAAAGAAAUCUCUGACUUCAGAAAUUUUAUCAAAACAAUUCAUCCUUCCAAAUACCCAGAAGAUUUUUACCUUACAAAGUUGUGGUUUGACAUUUUUAACUGCUCAUUUGCUGCUGCUGAUUGCAAUACACUGGAGAACUGUCUGCCUAAUGCUUCCUUGCAUGAAUCACUGGGGAUCCAUUUUGACUUGGUCAUGAAUAAGUUUGCUUAUAAUAUAUACAAUGCUGUGUAUGCUGUGGCCCACAGCCUUCAUGAGAUGCUUCUUCAUCAAGUAGAAGUAAGACCAAUAAGAAAGGCAGAAGGGCUGAUGUUUUCAGCCUGGCAGCUGCACCCUUUUCUGAAGAACAUGCAGUUUAAAAAUCCUGCUGGAGAACAAGUGUAUUUAGAUGAGAAAAUGAAAUUGAAUGCAGAGUAUGACAUUCUUAACUACUGGAACUUUCCAGAAGGUCUUCAUCUUAAGAUGAAAGUUGGACAAUUUUCCCCAUAUGGUCCACUUGGUCAGCAAUUAUCUUUAUCUGAGGACAUGAUAGAAUGGGCCACUGGAAUUAUAGAGGAGUGGGUGCAAACCCAGUAUACCAGGUCUGCUCUGGGUACAAGUUCAAACUGGAAGGAACCAGUGCCUCUGGCUGGGCAGGGGUACCUGUGUCCCUGGAUCCUGGGGGGUCCAGUUACUCUGGAUGUUGGAGCAAUUGUUGUGGCCUCACCAGUGAUCCUGGGNUGUAUCUUUGCCCCCAAGUGCUACAUCAUUUUGUUAAGACCACAAAGGAACUCAAUUCAGGGUCACAGGGACAAAAUACAUUAUAGUUAUAAGACAUAAUAAAUUUUUAUUAAUUUUUCAAGUUAGUACAUUAUUACAUUUUCAUACAUAUAUUUUGUUCCUAUUCAUUCCCCAACAAGCUGAUAAUAUCCCCAUCCCCUAUCUGUCUCCUCUUGCUCCUUAUCUUAAAACAAUCUU